This is a messenger RNA of Trichosporon asahii var. asahii CBS 2479, 1575 nucleotides long. Its product is annotated as hydrolase. Bases 1 to 1575 code for a protein of 524 amino acids. NCBI's taxonomy places the organism in Eukaryota, Fungi, Basidiomycota, Tremellomycetes, Trichosporonales, Trichosporonaceae. Gene Ontology annotation, molecular function: hydrolase activity, acting on carbon-nitrogen (but not peptide) bonds. The record is from RefSeq and is a predicted model, not a curated record. The transcript is spliced from 3 exons.
AUGGGCGUCAAGAUUCUUAAAAACGGAAAGAUCUUCACUUCGACGGACAACAAGCAGUGCGAGGCACUUGUCGUCGACGGCGAGCGUAUCACCUUUGUCGGCUCGUCGGCUGAUGCCGCGAAGCACGCUGGUGCCCUCGGUGGUGCUCUGACCAAGGUCGACUGCCUCGGCAAGAACAUCCAGCAGGUCCAGGAGGCUAUCAAGAAGCGUCGCGCGGAGCAGCCGAAUGCGAAGAUGGUUCUGGGAUGCCAGUUCCAGUACGAUGCCUUGGGCUGCAUGCCGCACAAGAAGUACCUCGACGAGGUCGCGCCGGACUUCCCCGUCAUCAUCGACAGCAGCAGUCUGCAUACCUCUUGGGUCAACUCGGCGGCGCUGAAGGCGAUGGGUAUCGACAACUCGACGCCGAACCCGCAGGGAGGCGAGUGGGUUCGCGACGAGAACGGAGAGCUCACGGGUUACGUCAAGGAGACGCCUGUGAUGGAGACGGUGUGGCCGUACCUGGUGCGCGAGACGAGCGACGCUGAGCGCGUCACCAUGCUCAAGAGCGUUUUCGACGCGUACCUCGCUACGGGUGUCACCGGCGCCGUCGACCUUGCAACUGUUCCAGAGGAUCUCACCGCGCUCGAGGGUGCGGUCAGGGACUACGGGGGCCGCCUGCCCAUCCGCAUCGCGUGCCACUGGCUCAUGCGUCCCGGAGGUACCCGCGAGCAGCGUCUGGAGCAGGUGCGCACUGCCGCCGCGCACCGCGAGCGCCUCGCCCACCUCGCCCCCUGGCUCACCAUUGCCGGUAUUAAGAUCGUUAGUGACGGUGUCAUUGACUCGUGCACUGCGUACCUUUCGGAGCCGUACCCCAACGGCGCUACCCCGGGUCCCAUCUGGCCCUCGGACGAGCUCGCCGAGGUUGUCCAGCUCGCGGACGAGCUUGGCAUGCAGGUCGCGUGCCACGCCAUCGGUGACGCGGCGGUCGCGCAGGCGCUCGACGUCUUCGAGGCUGCGGCGGAGAAGAACGGCCCCAAGGAGCGCCGACACCGUAUCGAGCACCUCGAGCUUGUCAGCGAGGACUCGAUCAAGCGCCUCGCCAAGGCCGGCGUCAUCGCGAGCAUGCAGCCCGUCCACGCAGACCCUGUCAAGGUCGUCAACUGGUGCGACGUCCUGAACCACGACCACCGCUGCGACCGCAUGUUCCCGUGGCGCGAGUUUGAGGACGAGAACGCCAACGUUGCCUUUGGCUCGGACGCCCCCACCGCUCCUUACCACCCUCUGCCGAACAUGUACACGGCCACGACGCACAAGAGUGCCAUCGACCCCAACCGCCCCGACCCGACGACCGAGCGCGAGAAGAACCUCGCCCGUCUCUGUGUCAGCCUUGAGACCUCGAUCAAGUACUACACCGCUGGCGCUGCGUUCGCGAUGCGCACCGACGACCAGGCGGGUACCCUCGCGCCUGGCAAGAGCGCCGACUUCUGUGUCCUCGACAUCGACCCGUGGGUGCAGGGCCUCGACUCGCUCCGCAAGGCUCAGCGCGGCGUCGCUGAGACCUGGGUUGCUGGCGAGCGGGUCUGGAAGAAGGAGUAG